CAGGGACAACAAACAGAACAAUGUUCCUGUGAGGCCAAGAGUUUGUUUUGCCAUUUGUUCUCUGUACAUUACCAUGGAAUACAAGUGCUGCUGUGAGUACAAGAAGAAAUAACUUCAUACCCUGCAUUUAUCUCGGACACGUCCUGAAGCUUAAACAGGUCAUAGUGCUCUUCUUUUGCACUGGACCACUUCACUGCUUUCUCCAUGGAAAUCCCUCCAUCUGGGGACACUCCACCGCCACCUUUGUGUGAGACUCUCCGCAGAGAUUUCCGAGUACUUGGAGACAUGUAGAGACUGAAUGACAGACAGCAAAGGCAGCUGUGGGCACAGGAGGUGGAAAGAGUGGUGGAAAGCCUGUACCAGUGUAUCCCCAGCACCACUGUGCACCAGCUGGAGUGGAAACACCAUCCCCACUUGUGACACACCACAGGAGAUGAUCCCCCCAAAGGAGAUUUCCCUCUUCAGAAAAAAUCUCCGAAACUCUGUGGCUCCAACUACCCCCUGAGCAUUGCCUUCAUUGUGGUGAACGAGUUCUGCGAGCGCUUCUCCUACUAUGGCAUGAGAGCUGUCCUGACACUAUAUUUCUUAAGCUUCUUCCACUGGGAUGAGAAUCUCUCCACUGCUGUGUACCAUGCCUUCUCUGCAUUGUGUUAUUUCACACCUGUCAUCGGAGCCAUCAUGGCAGACUCGUGGCUGGGCAAAUACAAGACGAUCAUCUACCUCUCCAUUGUGUAUGUUGUUGGCCAUCUGAUAAAGUCAGUCGGUGCCAUUCCAUCCCUGGGCAACCAGGCAGUUCAUGUGGUCCUGUCUAUGGUUGGUCUGUUUUUGAUCGCCCUUGGAACAGGAGGUAUCAAGCCCUGUGUCUCUGCAUUUGGUGGGGACCAGUUUGAAGAGGAACAUACUUCAGAGAGAAGCAAGUUUUUUUCCAUCUUCUAUUUAUCCAUUAAUGCUGGAAGUUUGAUCUCCACGUUUGUAACUCCUGUAUUAAGAGGGGAUGUGAAAUGUUUUGGAGAGGAUUGUUAUGCACUGGCUUUUGGUGUCCCAGCAGCACUGAUGGUGUUGGCACUUGUUGUGUUCAUUGCUGGAAGUGGACUGUACAGAAAAACACCACCACAAGGAAAUGUCUUGCUGGAAGUGUGCAAAUGCAUCGGUUUUGCUAUUAAAAACCGGCUGAAAAACCGCUCCCGUGAGAUUCCAAAGAGAGAUCACUGGCUGGACUGGGCUUCAGAAAAAUACUCAAAACAGCUGAUUGGUGAGGUUAAAAUGGUGACUCGUGUUCUCUUCCUCUUCAUACCACUGCCAAUGUUCUGGGCCCUGUUUGAUCAGCAGGGAUCCAGGUGGACUUUGCAAGCCACAAAAAUGAAUGCUGAUUUUGGAAUAUAUGUCCUUCAGCCUGACCAAAUGCAGUUCUUAAAUCCACUUCUUAUUCUUGUCUUCAUCCCAAUUUUUGACCUUGGGCUCUACCCCCUGAUAAACAUGUGCAAAUUGAAUUUCACACCUAUUAGGAAAAUGGCAACAGGUAUGAUCCUUGCAGGGCUGGCAUUUGGACUUGCAGCUGUUAUAGAAGUCAAAAUAAAUGAAACUGAUAUGCCUCGCCUUGUCCCAAAAGAAAGUUUAAUUCGGGUCCUGAAUUUGGCAAAGAACCCUGUUCAAGUGACAAUCCAAGACAAGGACCUAUUUCAGCAGCCUGUGGAGUCUUUUCAGAACCCAGCUGAGUACUCAAAAUUAAUAUUGAAUGGAGAGCAACAGAGCCUUCACUUCACCCUGCAACAUCAAGGAUUGACUCUUGCUUUUAACUACACCGUGAAGGAAAAAUCAGUAUACAGCUUAAUUGUUUUUGAGGCACAAGGAAGCCUAUCAAGCCGCUUAAUUACAGACUUGGAAGCAAAGCCAGAAAAUGGUUUGGCAGCUGUUAGAUUCAUUAAUGCUUUGAACCAAGAUGUCAACCUCACCAUCAAUAGCAAAAGGUUCAUUGCUGUUCAGAAAAACUACAGUGCUUCUGAGUACUCACUGCUGGAGAGGGACAUAUAUAAUAAUGGAAAAUGCAUAACUGAAACAGGAGAGUUCCCCCUGGAGCUGGGGCUGCUUGACUUCGGUGCCUCAUACACCGUUGUGAUAACUAAUAUUUCUGGAGGUGCUGUUGAGAUGUGGAAGUCAGAAGACAUCAAAGCCAACAAUGUCCAUAUGGCCUGGCAGUUACCACAAUAUUUACUGAUAUCUGCUGGGGAGGUGAUGUUCUCCAUUACAGGUCUGGCCUUCUCCUAUUCUCAGUCUCCAGCCAGCAUGAAGUCAGUGCUGCAGGCAGGCUGGCUGCUCACCGUGGCUGUGGGGAAUACCUUUGUGCUCAUUGUUGCCGAGGCUGCACCAAUGGCACAGUGGGCUGAAUUUGUCUUGUUCACUGUUCUCCUCUUUGCUGUGUGCAUUAUUUUCUCCAUCAUGGGAUAUUUCUAUGUCAGUGUGGAUCCAGAGGACCUAGAAGAAAAGGAAGAGAAGAGAGAGACCUCAAGCAGAGGAAACAUGAUUGGUCUUGUUACUCAGAAAACAAAGCUCUAACACUUCAUGGGUUGGGAUUUUUUUUUUAAACUCACUUAUGAGAAGGUGAAAGAACGGUGGGGACAGUGUUAUUUUAUUUUAGAGCAUUGCAGUCUUUGUUACUCAAAAUGUAACCACCUUAUAAAUGGGACCAAAUGGCCCUCUAUAAAAACAAUGGGGGUCCUGAAAUCAGAACAAAACUCCCUGGGAAAGCACCUCAGGUAUUAAAAGCCCUUAUUAGUAAUUACAUGUAAUUUAAAACCUGCCCAUCUUUUUAAGCAUGGAAUGCUUUCCUAUGAUUUUGCCUUAAACAUAUAUUUAGGGCAGCAGGGAGGAAGGUGGAAGGAAUGCCAUAUGACACAAAAAUCUGGAAAUGUUAUGGGAGAAGAAAGAGGAAAAACUAAUAUAGGAAUUAGAGAAGAAUAGAUGUUAGUGACAGAAGGAUUUUUUAUGCUAUCAUCAAGGACUGUAAGGGUUACACACAAUCCCAAAGGAUUUCAUCAUGUAACUCUCCUUAUGAGUAUUUCAUCCCAUUAUUGCAUGUUAUGAAUGGUUCUGAUUUAUGAUUUUCACCUUCAGGCUCAGAAGUAAUAACAGGGAAUUAAAUUCUGCAGGAUAAAAUAUUCCCAAAACACUGCUGACGAAGACAAGCAUGCUACCACCUCUCCCAUUUUUUCCCCUAGAAGUUUUUAGCAACUGAUGAUGUUGUUUGAUUACACAUGAUUAGAGAAUUGCUUUAUGCUUUCUUAUUUCAGAAUUCCAGACAGUUAUUUGCCAUUUUCCUAUACAUUAAGCCUUUAUUGGGCAUUUCCUUUUACAGCACCUGUCACUGCAAGUUAGGAUAUAGCUGAUUUCUUAUCUCAUGCCUCAGUUAUUCCCCACUGGGAGACAAGUUGCAGUAGUUUCUAUAAAAUUCCAGGCAUCCUGCAGAGAGUUAUUUACAAGGAUGCACUUUAUCAUUUUCUCAGUCUACAAGAGGAGACCGUGGCAUAUGAGAUUUUUCUUUUUCCUCCUUGUUUUUCUGUCUCUACCAGACUCUGGAUAUAGCAAUUUUAUUGGAAUUGUGAUAUAAUUGUCUGAUUUUCCUCAAUUGCGUGAAGCUGUGAUUUCAUGUUCUGCAUAGGAGUAAUCCAACCACUGCUGAUCUAGUAAAACUCCUGAGAGA
This is a messenger RNA of Haemorhous mexicanus (house finch), 3697 nucleotides long. RefSeq names its product solute carrier family 15 member 2 (gene SLC15A2). The coding region runs from base 559 to 2553 and encodes 664 amino acids. Gene Ontology annotation, biological process: oligopeptide transport; transmembrane transport. The transcript has 24 exons. Gene Ontology annotation, cellular component: membrane. Gene Ontology annotation, molecular function: dipeptide transmembrane transporter activity. NCBI's taxonomy places the organism in Eukaryota, Metazoa, Chordata, Aves, Passeriformes, Fringillidae. The record is from RefSeq and is a predicted model, not a curated record.